Messenger RNA from Kluyveromyces marxianus DMKU3-1042, 741 nucleotides. It is a transcript of the gene SEC62, whose product is annotated as Sec63 complex subunit SEC62. Gene Ontology annotation, cellular component: endoplasmic reticulum membrane; endoplasmic reticulum. The transcript has a single exon. Gene Ontology annotation, biological process: post-translational protein targeting to membrane, translocation. The record is from RefSeq and is a predicted model, not a curated record. NCBI's taxonomy places the organism in Eukaryota, Fungi, Ascomycota, Saccharomycetes, Saccharomycetales, Saccharomycetaceae. Bases 1 to 741 code for a protein of 246 amino acids.
AUGACAGAACCAAGUCCUGAGUCUGCAUUGGCUAUUGCCAAACUAUUAAGGACUCAUAAGGAAUUGAAACAAAGACAAGGUCUUUUCGAUUCGCGUUUAGUUGACUUUUUCCGUUAUAAGCGAUUCAUCAGAGCUUUACAGAGUGAUCAAUACAAAUCGAAAUCGAAUAAACAACCUAACUUAUACCCACCGGUGAAUAGUGAUGAAGACGCGCGCAAUAUUUUCGUGUCCUUGAUAAAAACCCAAUUGGUGGUUCCCGCUGUUAAACUCCACUCUCACGAGUGUAAAGAGCAUGGAUUGAAACCAAACGCAUCGCACCCCAACCUAUUACUAUCAGACAAAGCUACCCUACAGCCAGAUGAAUACUACGUCUGGUCAUAUAACCCUAAAACUAUUUGGGACUAUGUCAUGGUAGUAGGCAUAAUACUAGGUGUUUUGGCUUUUGUAUGUUACCCAUUAUGGCCUCCUUACAUGAAGCGUGCAACCUAUUACUUAUCUCUUCUAGCAUUGGGGUUGAUUGGUGCUUUCUUCGGUAUUGCUAUUUUAAGGUUCAUUAUCUACCUACUAUCUUUGGCAGCUGUUAGCGAAAAAGGAGGGUUUUGGCUAUUCCCUAAUUUAUUCGAGGAUUGUGGUGUUAUAGACAGUUUCAAGCCAUUGUAUGGUUUUGGUGAAACAGAGUGUUAUAGCUUCCUAAAGAAACAAAAGAGAAAGAAGAGAUCUCAAUCUAAGAAGAAAAAAUGA